Molecule: messenger RNA, 1487 nt
Organism: Aspergillus calidoustus
Lineage: Eukaryota; Fungi; Ascomycota; Eurotiomycetes; Eurotiales; Aspergillaceae
Source: the annotation of a GenBank genome assembly
GCCAUCUUGACCAACAUGCCCCCACGAGACGAGCGUACCUGUUUCCACAAAGUACUCAGCUACGCAAGCUCUCCUCACGCAGCUCAGUGUAAAUACCAACAGCCUAGCGAGGAGGAUCGGCUGGCCGCUACAGAGCCCAAACCGGGUUCAAAAGUUGCUAUCCCACGGACGAGAACCGAUAUCCAGAAUUUCCCAGCACCGCUCGUCCUACCCGAUGAUGAUCUCGCGGUAGACCCGGACCGGCCGCAGGACUUCCAGACCUGGCUUGGUGUUCGCAACCAAGUCACCUCGCGGCGCAGAACGAUUUACGUUGCCUGUCCAGCUGUUGACGAGCAUGUCAAUCCGGAUCUCCGUUCCGGGGCAAAGCCCGAAGGUGUCUGGGCAACUCAGCAAGGCCAAAUACCAACACAGCCCAGAAUGCAGGAUGUCACAGACUUCCUCGCAGCCUUCUACCAUGGCUUGCCGGUCAAAGAACUUCAAUCUCGGAACUGCGAGUUUACGUCCUCGACCAAGUCCAGCAUCUGGCUGAACACGCAAAAGCAGCGUAUGCAGAUCCGCGUCCGUCCCUCGCCGGACGGGCUCUACCCAUACCAACUCAAUCUGAAAGAUCUGCUCGAGGCCGCAAUGGUGAUGCUUCCGAGCGACGCGCAUGCCCUAUGUUUACUGCUGGAUCACGAUCUAUUCGAGGACGACGAGGAUAUAUUUGUCUGUGGCCGUGCGUACGGCGGUCGUCGUGUUGCGGUUGUCUCGACGGCUCGGUAUAACCCGCUUCUUGAUGGCGUGCAGGGGGUGGAGGAGGACCAUCCCUGGCCUGUUUCGCACUGUCAGCAGUUUAUCGACGAUACCUGCAGGGCACACGGCGAUUCGAGGAAGAGGCCCCGAACGACAAAACUUUCGGGCGUCGACAGGCACAGUAGAGGACCAAAGAAUGAGCCACCUCUUGAAGCGGCAGUCGCAGCAUUUGUCGAGGCUUCCGCGAGUACACAUGGUACAGGCCUCCCAACAUCUUCGGAUCCUUCGCUCCACUCAACCCUCUGGCUCGCCCGCGUCCUCCGAACAGUGAGCCACGAAAUCGGCCACUGUUUCGGAAUCGGCCAUUGUGCGUAUUACGCCUGUCUCAUGCAGGGCAGUGCAUCGCUCACAGAGGACAUCCGGCAACCGCCUUAUCUAUGUCCGGUGGAUUUGGCCAAAGUACUUGCAAGUACGCGGGCGACGGUGGCAGAUCGAUACGCUGCGCUUCUGCAAUUCUGUGAGCGGGAAAAGAUCAAAGACCUACCGCAUUUUGCGGCGUAUGCGGCGUGGUUGAAAUCUUCGUUGGAGGGUGAGAGGUUGGGUUGGGUUUGAUUCUUGAGCACGGUUGAAGAGAGUUUAUCGAGGUCACUGAUCAUAGAUGAACUUCUACAUAAGAAGAUAUUUAUAUCCGUCUAUCCACCACUAAAUAUCGGAUUAUCUACAUGGAGAAAUUCGUAGAUACUCAUUAUCACCCA